AUGGCGGAGGCAGCAGGCCCCAGAAGUAGCAGUAGAGGUGUGGGCAGUGGAGGGACUGGAGGAGUACGUGUCCCCCAGGAUCCCUCUCUCAAAGCUGGGGUGGUGUUAUCAGACGAGAGGGUGGACUUUAUACGGGAGCAGGCCUUCUGUGUGCUGCGAGUGAAGACCGACAAGUGGAACCGAUUCAUCGGAGCAGAGGAAAACCAGAAGGUGAUACUGGAUUACCUGGACCACAUCUGGACCAACAGACUGCUGCUGUACACCGGACCUGGAGGGACAUUGCAUGCAGGGGACGCACAGACAUCUCCACCAUGGAAGACCAAGCUACUGUGUGUGCUGAAGAAAGGUGUGAAGAGAAUCUCACGCCAGCGAUUCAGACAUGAACUCCGGCUGGGGGAAGUGGCUGGAUACCCCAUGGAGCACCUUCCUGUUGUCAUCUCUGAGGUGCUGGUGUGUGUGCUGUCCAGCGGUCUGAACCAUGAGGACUGGCCGCGGGUGGUGUCCGAUGACAUCCACAGGCACCUGGAGAAGCUGAGGAACAGGGUGGUGACGCUGAGAGGGCGCGCGGAGGGGCGGACCCUGCUGCCCCUGCCGCUGAGCGUGGAGAGGGCCCGGCACGAGGACAUGGAGCUCAGCCCCACUGGUUGGCCAUUGGACCGUGGCUUGCUAUACUCUAUAGAAACUCUGAUAGUUCAGUGGUCUGGACAGAUAUGGACCGUCCUGAAGAAAGACUCUGGUAUGCUGCUGCUCCGAGGAGACCACCCAGGCCCCAACGUGGAGCUCCAGUUUUGGACCACUCAAAGGGAAAACCUGCUGGGCAUCCAGUCACAAAUCCAGAGUCCUAAAACGGAGCACAUCAUGGAGAUCCUUAGAAGAGUCAAUAGCAGUUACUACUCCUCCUUCAACGAGAUCUGCAUUAAAGUCGAUGAGGCGGUGCUGGAGGCAGAGGACAUAGAUCUGUAUCUGCGUCCUCUGAGGAGAAUGAUCGGCAGCUUGGAGGAGAGGAGUAUCCCACAGGUAGACGCUCUACUGCCUCCUCUUUUCCACAUACUCUGUCUCAUCUGGAGCCAUUCUCAAUACUACUGCACUCCACAACGAAUGGUGGUCCUCCUGCAGGAGUUCUGCAACCUGGUCAUCGAAAAGGCCAUUGCCUACCUUAUCCCUGAAGAGCUGUUUAAGAUGGAGUUGGAGGAAGGGGUGGAGAGAGUCCAGAUAACCAUCUUAGUUCUGCGCACCUUCAAGAAGUUGUUUCACACUCACCGCCAGCGCAUCCCCCAGUACUACAGACACAGCCAGUUCGUCAAGCUGUGGGUCUUCCCGGCUGCGCUUGUGUUUCAGCGGUCGGACCGCAUCAUGGAGAGGCUGCUUAUGAUCGAGGAACUUUUUGCAACAGCGCUGGACUUUCUGAAACUGGAGAAGGUUGAACUGGGUGGAUCCAGAGGGAAAGUCCUGAGCGAGAUGGUCUUCAGCAUGAGCGAGGAGUUUCAUGACCGCUGGAGGGCCCUCAGAGAGAGCAAAUACGACCCCCUGGACUAUAGUAAUGAUGACUUUGUGCAUCACUACAGACGCUUCAUGGAGCAGAACAGGGACUUUGACCAGAGGCUUGGAACUGUCCUUAAACUGGCCUUCCAGCACUCCAAAAACCUGACGUCAACCUUUAAGUUGUUGAAGAUUUUCAGCACCCUGCUUGAGAGGCCCAUGAUCCACCAGCUGUUCUCUCCCAACUACAAUGUGUUGUUGGAUAUGUUUCACCAGGAAGUAGACUACUGCCAGUGUAUACUGGAUAAACACAGAGAUGGGCUGCGGUCAGGCUGUAUUGUCUUGGGGAAGAAUAUGCCGUAUGUGGCCGGGAACCUCAAAUGGUCCCAGGAGCUUCGGAUUCGCAUCCUCACCAACAGGAGCAACCUCAGCGAGCUGGCCAAUAUGCCUCUGGGGUCAGCUGAAGCAGACGACGUCCUCCAAAAGUGUCAGCAUGUUCUGGAGGUUUUGGACCAGCAUGAUGAGGAGCUGUUCUCAGAGUGGACUGAGGGCCUCCAGGAAAUCUGUGAAACCCACCUGAAGGACCCCCUGCUCACACUGGACGCUGACACAGGCCUGUUUCAGGUCAACUUCAGUACUGCAUUGACAUCAGUGUUGAGGGAGGUGAAGUAUCUGGGUAUGCUGAAGAACGAAAACAUUCCCAAAGCAGCUCUCCAUCUCUACUCCAAACGGGAGAGACUCUACAUGUACACACAGACACUGACUUUGGUGACCCAGUGGUACAACAAGCUGCACAGCACCAUCCUGGCGGUGGAGCUGGGGUUAGUGAAAGAUGAGAUGGAUGGGACAAGACGUCAGCUGGAGCCGGCCCUCCAGGAGCUGAGCUGGGCUCGAGACGACCUGUGGGACUACAUCCAGAUCACACGAGACCUGGUCAAGAGCAUUUCUAGUCGUGUCCAGACGAGUAAAGCUAAUGUGGAGGCCAUCCAGGCCCUCAUGGGGAAAUUCAGCCACCGUGCCUUCAUCACCAGAAAGAGCCUUGGAUCCACUCUCCUCCUCUUCUCUGACAUUGAAGAGAGUGUUUCCAAACAGCACGCUCUCAUCACCAGUACAGGGGAGGAAAUACACACUCUGCUGCAGGAGAGCGAGUCGCUGCUGGGUGUGGCAGACCUGAGCAGCAGUGAGUGGCAGGGCUACACAGACUAUGUGGACCGGAUGAUCCUGACAGGCUUCUCCAGUGCCGUGUGCUGCUCCCUGCAGUACCUCAUGGACAACACAGACGCAUCCCAGCGUAUCACACCGCUGUUCGAGGUCCAGCUGGUACUCAACAGCAACGAGAUGACCUUCGACCCCUCGCUGGACUCCAGCCAAAGCGGUAACUUCUAUGAUAUUAUGGAUAAGAUGGUGGCCAACAUCACCAACAUGGCGUCCUUCAUUCCCAGAGUGGCCAAGCAUAAACAGCUGGAUAACUAUCAGUGCGAUAUAAAUGAAAUGGAGGAUUUGUCAGAGAUGUGCCAUGUUAUCCGCUCACGGGCACGCGUAGCUAUUGCUAAGGUCAGAGAAUAUCAGGGAUCCUUUGCCAGCUACCGCUACCUCUGGACAGAUGACAGGUCUGAAUUCAUGAGGCAGUUCCUACUUUAUGGCCAUGUGUUAAGUACAGAGGAAGCGGAGCUGUAUGCUGACUACGAGCUGAAAAAGAAUCCACCCACCCUCGACAACUUCAAAGAACAGAUCAACCUGUUUGAGUCUCUGUAUGUACGAGUGAGCAAGAUGGAGGACAGGAGGGUGUUUUGUGGCUGGCUGCAGCUAGAUACCAGACCCUUCAAGCACACACUGAUGAAUGUCAUCAAGAGAUGGAGCUGGAUGUUCAAGGAGCACCUGCUGAACCACGUGAACCAGAGCGUGAGAGAAUUAUCCUCCUUUGUCCAGGACACGGCCAGUGGUCUUUCUGAAAAGGUGUCAGAUGGCGACUAUGCAGGCCUGGUGGACAUCAUGGGACACCUCAUGGCCAUCCGAGACAGGCAGAUCAGCAACGAUCAGCACUUCAAACCUCUGAAAUCCACUGCGGAGCUCCUCAAGACCUACGGACAGCAGCUGCCAGAGAGCGUCUACACGCAGCUAGAAGAGCUGCCCGAGAAGUGGAAUAGUCUGAAGAAAAUUGCAUUCACGGUUAAACAUGAAGUGGCGCCACUACAAUCCAAUGAAGUUUCAGUUAUUCGCAGGAAGUGUGUCCGGUUUGAGGUGAAGCAGCAUGAUUUCAGAGAACAGUUUCGUACCGAGUCCAUCUUUAGGAUCGAUGUGGAGGAGCAAUAUAAACUAAUUGAUAAGUCUAAUCGAGGAGUAGCAGUGAUGGAGGCAGAAAUGAAGAAGCUGCAGGACACAGCUGAUCUGUUUGAGGUCAGCUUCCCAGACUACAAGCAACUGUGCCAGUGUCGCUCUGACAUCAUACUGGUCAAAGCAGUUUGGGACAUGGUCAUCUUUGUGAAGACCAGUAUAGAAGAUUGGACCAAGACUCCAUGGAAGGAGAUCAACGUCGAGCAGAUGGACAUGGAGCUCAGGCGAUUUGCCAAAGAGAUGAAGAUGCUGGAUAAGGAGGUGAGGGCAUGGGACGUCUACAUAGGUCUGGAGUCGACUGUAAAGAACCUGUUGACCUCUUUGAGAGCCGUCAACGAGCUGCAAAACUCCGCUGUCAGAGAGAGACACUGGCAACAGCUUAUGAACACCACAGGGGUCAUGUUUGUUAUGGGGGAAGGCACCACCCUGGGGGACCUUUUGGAAUUACAGCUUCACCGUGUGGAGGACGAGGUCAAAAACAUAGUGGACAAGGCUGUGAAGGAAAUGGCUAUUGAGAAAGUUUUGGCCGAGAUAACCCAGACGUGGAGUGUCAUGUCGUUGUCUUAUGAGACUCACAGCAGCACAGGAACCCCUCUGCUCAAAGCCGAUGAGAAUCUGAUAGAAACACUGGAGGACAAUCAGGUGCAGCUGCAGAACAUCCUGAUGAGUAAGUACGUGGAGUAUUUCCAGGCGGAGGUGAGUGGAUGGCAGAAGAAGCUGAUGGUGGCCGACCUCGUCAUCUCGGCCUGUAUGUCCGUCCAACGCACAUGGGCCCACCUCAACAGCAUCUUCACCAACAGCCACGACAUCCGCUGCCAGCUGGCCAACGAUGCUGAACGCUUCCAGGGAAUUCACUCUGACUUCCAGACCUUGAUGACUGAGGUGGUGCAGAACAGUAAUAUGGUAGAGGUGACUAACCAGCCUGGCUUCCUGGAGAACUUGGAGACGUUGCAGCAGAGGCUGUCUGUGUGUGAGAAGGCCCUGGCCGAGUACCUGGAGACAAAGAGACUCACUUUCCCCAGGUUUUACUUUGUCUCUGCCUCAGACCUGCUGGAGAUUGUCUCCAAGGGGACACAGCCCAAACAGGUCACUAGACACUUGCUGAAGCUGUUUGACAACAUAGCAGAUCUUCGCUUUAAGGACUCAGGCGGAGGUGGAGGAGGAGAGGAAGACGGGGAGGCAGUUGCUAUAGGGAUGUUCAGCCGAGAGGGAGAAUAUGUUCCAUUCUUUGAGCCAUGUGUCUGCGAAGGACAGGCAGAGUGUUGGCUGAGUGCCUUGGAGAGCACCAUGCGCUGCACGGUCAGAAAGGAGAUCCAGGAGGCUGUAGCCGCCUAUGAGGACAAACCCAGAGACCAGUGGAUGUUCGACUACCCUGCUCAGGUAGGGUUGACUGGUAGUCAGGUGUGGUGGGCCACAGACGUGGGCAUUGCCUUUGAGAGAGUGGAGGAGGGAUUUGAGACAGCUCUCAAAGACUACAACAGGAAACAGAUCACACAGUUGAACUCACUGAUCCACAUGCUGCUUGGAGAUUUAACUCCUGGGGACAGACAGAAAAUUAUGACCGUCUGCACUAUUGAUGUCCAUGCUCGAGACGUGGUGGCUAAUCUCAUAACUCAGAAGGUGACAACCGGCCAGGCCUUUGCUUGGUUGUCCCAGUUACGCCACCACUGGGAUGACGAAACCAGACACUGUUACAUCAACAUCUGUGACGCCCAGUUCCAGUUCAGCUAUGAAUACCUGGGGAACACUAACAGACUGGUCAUCACUCCUCUAACUGACAGGUGUUACAUAACACUGACCCAGUCCCUCCAUCUGACUAUGAGCGGUGCCCCCUCAGGCCCAGCAGGCACCGGUAAGACGGAGACCACUAAAGAUCUGGGACGUUCCCUGGGCAUCAUGGUCUAUGUGUUCAACUGCUCAGAACAGAUGGACUACAAGUCCAUAGGAAACAUUUACAAAGGUCUGGCUCAGACCGGGGUGUGGGGUUGCUUUGAUGAGUUCAACAGGAUCUCAGUGGAGGUGCUGUCUGUGGUAGCUGUGCAGGUCAAGACUAUACAGGAUGCUGUACGCAACAAGAAGCAAAGGUUCCAUUUCCUGGGAGAAGAGAUUGAACUGAAGUCAACAGUGGGGAUCUUCAUCACUCUGAACCCUGGUUAUGCUGGCAGGGCCGAGCUCCCAGAGAAUCUCAAAGCUCUAUUCAGGCCCUGUGCCAUGGUGAUCCCAGACUUUGAGCUGAUCUGUGAGAUCAUGUUGGUUGCUGAAGGCUUCAUAGACGCUCGUCUGCUGGCAAGAAAGUUCAUCAGCCUCUACACUCUUUGUAAGGAGCUGCUGUCCAAACAGGAUCAUUAUGAUUGGGGUUUGAGAGCUAUCAAAUCAGUCCUGGUUGUGGCUGGGUCUCUGAAGAGAGAGGAACGCAGCAGACCUGAGGAACAGGUGCUGAUGCGGGCGCUGAGGGACUUCAACCUGCCUAAGAUAGUGACCAGUGACGUGCCGAUAUUCCUCGGGCUCAUCAGUGACCUGUUCCCUCAGCUGGACGUGCCCAGGAAGAGAGACCCCGAGCUGGAGAACGCUGUGCGCCAGUCAGUCAGUGAACUGCGCCUGCAGCCGGAGGAGAACUUCAUACUUAAGGUGACCCAGCUGGAGGAGCUGCUGGCGGUCAGACACUCUGUGUUUGUAGUAGGUGGACCAGGAACCGGAAAGAGCCAGAUCUUGAAGACUCUCCAUAGAACGUAUGCAAACAUGAAGAUGAAGACGGUUUGGAAUGAUAUCAACCCGAAAGCUGUGACCACAGACGAGUUGUUUGGAUACCUGCACCCUGCGACCAGAGAGUGGAAAGACGGUCUGUUCUCCUCUACCAUGAGAGAGCUCACCUCAGUGGGUCAUGAUGGACCCAAAUGGAUUGUUCUGGAUGGGGAUAUUGACCCUAUGUGGAUUGAGUCACUCAACACAGUCAUGGAUGACAAUAAGGUUCUGACUCUUGCCAGUAAUGAGAGGAUCAGUUUAUCUUCCUCGAUGCGUCUACUGUUUGAGAUUUCUCAUCUGAAGGCAGCAACUCCAGCUACUGUCUCCAGGGCAGGAAUACUCUUUGUCAACCCUCAAGAUCUUGGCUGGAGUUCGUAUGUGACAAGCUGGAUAGACACCAGACAGGCCCAAUCAGAGCGAGCCAACUUAACCAUUCUGUUCGAUAAGUACGUGCCGUACUGCCUGGAACAAGUGCGCUGCAACCUGAAAACCAUCACUCCCAUACCAGAGAGCAGCAUGGUGCAGACACUGUGUUCCUUGUUGGACUGCCUGCUGACAGAGGACAACACUCCUCCUGACUCACCGCGAGAACUUUAUGAGAUCUACUUUGUCUUCGCUUGUGUCUGGGCCUUUGGAGGGGCCCUCUUCCAGGACCAUCUGAAUGACUACCGUGCAGAAUUCAGCCGCUGGUGGUCUAAAGAGAUGAGGGCAGUGAAGUUUCCUUCCCAGGGCACUGUCUUCGACUAUUUCAUUGACUCUGAGACAAAAAAGUUUACCCCUUGGAGCGAGAAGAUGUUGCCCUUUGAGCUAGAGCCUGAGGUACCAUUACAGACUGUGUUGGUCCACACUCCAGAAACCCUUUGUCUGACCUACUUCAUGGACCUGCUGCUCCACAGAGGAAAACCUAUCAUGUUAGUGGGCAACGCAGGAGUGGGUAAAACCAUCCUGGUGUCAGACAAAGUAGCCAAGCUGAAGGAGGACUUCAUAGUGGCUAAAGUCCCCUUCAACUACUACACCACAUCGGCCAUGCUGCAGCGUGUCCUGGAGAAACCCCUGGAGAAGAAAGCUGGUCGUAAAUUUGCUCCCCCCACCGCUAAGAGACUCAUCUACUUCAUAGACGACCUCAACAUGCCAGAGGUGGAUGUUUAUGGGACCGUCCAGCCGCACACACUCAUACGACAGCACCUCGACUACAACCACUGGUAUGACAGACAACGCCUGGUCCUAAAGGAAAUACAUAACUGCCAGUACAUCACCUGUAUGAACCCAACAUCAGGGAGUUUCUCUAUCAACCCCAGACUACAGAGGCAUUUCUCAGUGUUUGCAGUACAUUUUCCCAGUGCUGAUGGAUUAGCCACCAUCUUCUCCAGCAUCCUGUCAGCUCAUUUCCUGCAGGGAGGAUUCAGCUACGGGGUCUCUCGCUCAGUGGGGACCCUCAUGCAGGCAGCUAUCUGUCUGCACCAAAAGAUCAGCCAGAACUUCCUCCCCACAGCGAUACGCUUCCACUACAUCUUCAACCUGCGAGACUUGUCUAACAUUUUCCAGGGUAUCCUGUUUGCCCUGCCGGAGAGUAUCCGUUACCCCACAGACCUGGUGAACCUGUGGCUGCAUGAGAGCUCCAGGGUCUACUCCGACAAACUGAUGGAAGAGAAAGAUGUGGAACUCUUCACCAAAAUCCUGCUGGACACUGGCAAGAGAUAUUUCGAGAAACUCGCUUUANCAGACCCCAACGGGACAGGGACAUGGAGUGGCGAGGACCCCCGGCAGGAGGAUUAG
Molecule: messenger RNA, 8331 nt
Organism: Notothenia coriiceps (black rockcod)
Lineage: Eukaryota; Metazoa; Chordata; Actinopteri; Perciformes; Nototheniidae
Gene: dnah9l
Product: dynein, axonemal, heavy polypeptide 9 like
Exons: 55
Coding region: 1-8331 (2776 amino acids)
Biological process (GO): microtubule-based movement
Cellular component (GO): dynein complex
Molecular function (GO): ATP binding; dynein intermediate chain binding; ATP hydrolysis activity
Source: RefSeq, a predicted model, not a curated record